Pseudopodoces humilis (Tibetan ground-tit) is the source of this 1414-nucleotide messenger RNA. The record is from RefSeq and is a predicted model, not a curated record. Lineage: Eukaryota; Metazoa; Chordata; Aves; Passeriformes; Paridae.
UUGAAAAGAGACAAAAUCAGCUUUUAGUUCAGUUUGAAGUACUUGGGAAACGAAAAUACCAGGUUUAUGUCUGGGAGACUGUGUUCAUGUGAUACAAGGACAUAGAGAAAGCCUUUCUGAGCUGAGAGAAAAUGAUUUUAUGUUUGAUGAUGUGUUUGAAAAUGUCAACCCUCUUGACUCUCUUCUCAUCAGUAGAGCUUCGUUUAAUAUUCAUCUGUGGGUCUGACCCAGCUAGGCAGGACAACAGUUCUCCUGACUCAGAGAUCAGAAUCCAGUUGAUAAUCUCUGCCAGCCUAUAGAACCCUCCUAAGGAUGUCAGGCUCCCACAGUGAAGAGCUUUCCAAGGUUUAUAAUUUCACCAUGGAAGACAUCAACAGCCAGAGGAUCAGCUACUCCACCACGUUUGAGACCAGCAACCAGCCCGUUACCGACAUCUUCCACUUCUCUGUGCUGGAUGCAGACAACAACCGGCUGGACAGGCAGAUGUUCACCAUCACCAUCACAUCUGCCCUGGCACCGCCCGCACUCAUCGCCUUCGCCGACCACGUCACUGUGGAUGAGGGAGGCAGGGUCCCGCUGCUGGCUUAUCACCACUUGACUGCUGAUGAUGAUACUGCUGCCAGGGAGGACCUGAGGGUCACUGUGGUCACUCUGCCCGUGUAUGGCUACAUCGAAAACACCAGGACAGGCGAGAGGUUUGGCCCACGGAGUGAGUCUACAGGGACCACAGAUGCCUCCUUUUCCCUUCAAGAUGUCCUGGAGAACAGCAUUUACUACUUCCAGAGCGUCCAUGAAAGCAUUGAGCCCACAGGUGAUGUUUUCCGCUUCUAUGUGAGUGAUGGCUUCAGCCGGUCAGAGGUGCAGAGCAUCAACAUCACAAUCCAGCGGCAGAACCACGAGCCCCCGAAGAUGGCGCUGGAGCCUGUCCGCCUGCAGGAGGGCUCAGCCGUGGUUGUUACCAACGCCUCCCUCAGCCUGCAGGACUUGGACACCAGCAGCAGUGAGCUGGUCAUCGUGGUGAGCCAAAGUCCUGAGCAUGGUAUGUCCUGACAGGCCGGGGGGGUGAGGGACAGGGAGUCUUUCUGCGUCGGUGUCUGUCUGUCUUUGCUGUGCGCGUGUGUAAGAGCCCCUGGCACGUGGGAUAAAGCACAGUUUGGAGCAGGACAGCCCUGUUCUUGGCGAGCUGUCCCUGGCUCUUUGCUGGAGAGCAGAAGGGGGCAGUGCCUGUGCUUCCCUGGGAAGUUCCCCGCUGUGUUCCCAGCUCCCUGCUGGCAGGUGCAGCACCCGAGCCAGGCAGGGUGUCGGGCGAAGGCUCCGUCCCCCGCAGGCUGUGCUGAUCCCUCCGUUGUUUGCCGGGCCAGCUCCGCAGAAGGCAGAGCGCGGCAGAGGCCCUGGAGCAGGGACAGGUGCUGUC